CUAGGCCAUUAACAAGAUCCCUGGGACCUACUCUGAGCACGUGGCUCUCCAGGGACAUCACUUGCAAGCACUCUAUUUUGGGCAUGUUCUCAGAGUUGAAGUUCCCUGUGCCCUGGGGCCAUGUGGCAGCCAAGGCCUGGGGACCCUUGGAGGGACACCCUGUGCUGUGCUUGCAUGGCUGGUUGGACAACGCCAACACUUUUGACAAGCUCAUCCCACUUCUCCCCAGAGAGUGCUAUUAUGUGGCAAUGGAUUUUUCUGGCCAUGGUUUAUCGUCCCACCGACCUGCAGGCUCCCCCUACCACUUUCUGGACUAUGUGAGCGAUGUGCGGCGGGUGGCAGCAGCCUUGCAGUGGAGACGGUUCACUCUGAUGGGUCACAGUAUGGGUGGGUCUGUGGCAGGAAUGUUCAGUUUCCUCUAUCCUGAGAUGGUGGACAAGCUGAUCCUGCUGGAAAAUCUUGGCUUUCUGCUAGCUCCAGAGGACACGGAGGCGUGGCUGAAAUCAAAACGGAUGGUGAUUGACAGGUUACUGAGUCUAGAGGCAAAGCAGCAAACUCCCAAAGCACGGAGUCCCGAAGCAGCGUUGCAGAGGCUCUUAGAAGCAAACAGACAUCUGACAGCAGAGGGUGGGGCAAUCCUACUGCAGCGAGGAGCAACUGAGACACCCGCUGGGCUGGUGUAUAACAGAGACAUGAGAGUCCGUACGCAGGAUCGAGAGUCCCUCACGGUCGAACAGUGUGUGAAGCUCCUGCAGAAGAUCCAGGACCGCGUUCUCAUCGUUGUAGCACAAGAUGGACUCUUGGUACCACACAAGCUAAACAACAGAAAUCGCUUUGUGAAAGCCCUACGGGAGGCAUUUGAGUCUACCCUCAAAGAGCACAUCCAGCUAGUAGAGGUGCCUGGGAGCCAUUUCGUACACCUGAAUGAGCCUGAGGUGGUCUCUGGGAUCAUCAGCAACUUCCUGACAGCACAGACCACCAGAGCCAGGCUCUAGGAAGCCCCCAUCACUGCUGCAACAGGCCAGAACAGGAAGCUAAAACAGGCUGCAGAGGAAUUCCCACCAUUCCCACCAUGCAUCCAACGUCUUCUUUCCCAAGCUGAGCUCACUGCAGGCUGGAAGCAGGUCUG
Chaetura pelagica (chimney swift) is the source of this 1129-nucleotide messenger RNA. It is a transcript of the gene SERHL2, whose product is annotated as serine hydrolase-like 2. NCBI's taxonomy places the organism in Eukaryota, Metazoa, Chordata, Aves, Apodiformes, Apodidae. The transcript has 11 exons. Bases 84 to 995 code for a protein of 303 amino acids. The record is from RefSeq and is a predicted model, not a curated record.